Messenger RNA from Colletotrichum orchidophilum, 531 nucleotides. RefSeq lists its product as uncharacterized. Bases 1 to 531 code for a protein of 176 amino acids. The transcript has 4 exons. The record is from RefSeq and is a predicted model, not a curated record. Lineage: Eukaryota; Fungi; Ascomycota; Sordariomycetes; Glomerellales; Glomerellaceae.
AUGCAGCUUAACCUCAUCCUCCUGGUCCGUGUGCCGCCGCCGACUAUACAUUCGUUUGCUCUCGACUUCUCGACGUUGGCGGGGCACAUUCGGAAGGGAAAGUACGUACCCGACCACCUAACAGGCAUUACCGACGAGAUUCUCCAACACUGCGGCAGAGGCAAUGGAGGGUCGGGAAGGGAGGCGAUUCUAAAACCACUUGGGCUGCGUCACUGCUCUGGCAACGGCACGGCAGAACGCGGAUACGUCGCAAAGCAGACCAUCCGGCAGCCAACCGUACGUCGAAUGUCCAGUCCAUCGGCCGUCCUCUACGCCCUUUGCAGCCUCUGCAACCUCUGCACAACAGUUGAGCGGGUGAGCGGCUACCAGUCCAUCGACAGCAACGCUGCUGCAGCGGAGCGACGGACGCCAAUGGCCACGCGCCGGUCAAUAGCAGAACAGACAGGGAACGGGGCAGGGUUCAGGGCUUCUCCCCCCAUCUUCUGCCCGCCAGCCCUGGCCUUCACGUUUUUCGUUGCUGGGAAUGCCUAG